This is a messenger RNA of Aspergillus pseudoviridinutans, 918 nucleotides long. RefSeq lists its product as uncharacterized. The coding region runs from base 1 to 918 and encodes 305 amino acids. The record is from RefSeq and is a predicted model, not a curated record. Lineage: Eukaryota; Fungi; Ascomycota; Eurotiomycetes; Eurotiales; Aspergillaceae. Gene Ontology annotation, molecular function: actin filament binding. Gene Ontology annotation, cellular component: cytoskeleton. The transcript is spliced from 3 exons.
AUGGCAGCUAUAUAUCGGUCGUGUCGGGUACGCCCUUUGCCUCCUCGAGUCAUCUCCCGUGAACAACUUCGCUAUGUGACUUGCAGCCGGAGAGCACUGGGUCUUGCGGCAAAAUCCCCCGCGACGGAGCCUUCCACUUGCGCCCCCGAAAGCCCAAUUCAAAAUACACCGAGAUCCACCAAACCUGGAAACGAACAAUACUUCAAUGACAUUCUUUUCCGCAGCAACAAGACAGGACAAGUCGCAAUUCGCGUACCACCAAAGUUCGCUUCCAAGGAGGAUGAACGCGAGUAUCAAAAACAACAUCUGGCGGUUGCGUUUCGGGCCCUCGCCCGACAGGGCUACGAUGAGGGCCUCUCGGGACACAUAUCAUUAAGGGACCCAGUGAAUCCCGAACACUUUUGGAUCAACCCAUUGAGCAAACACUUCGCCAUGAUGCGCGCCUCCGAUCUGGUAUUAGCCGACGAGCACGGACACGUUCUACCCGGAGGAGCUCAGCGGCCCUUCAACGUGGCCGCCUUUGUAAUCCACAGCGAGAUUCACAAGGCACGCCCGGACGUCAAUGCAGCCUGCCAUGCCCAUUCGAUUCACGGGAGGGCAUUCUCGUGCUUCGGGAAACCACUCGAAAUGAUCUUUCAAGAUGCGCUGAAAUUCUAUAAGGACCACGCUAACCACGGGUUGAUCACCUGUGGCAGUACACCAGACGAGGCCGCAUUUUUGUUCAUAUCUCUCGACCGGUGCUGCCACGCCCAGCUGAUGGCCAAUGCGGCAUCCGGUCCCGGUUGGGAAAAACGUCACAUCCCUAAGGAGGAGGCCGAGUGGGUUCAGAGACGGCGUGGGAAUUCGAAUCGGAUGUGGUUAUCGUUUCAGCCUUAUUUUGACCAGGAGGUCGAAGCAGACCCAUCGGUAUUGGAGUAA